UACCUAAGUCUGCGCCAACUUUACCGUUCCUUUUCCAUCAAGAGAUUCAACAGAGCUCGCCUCGAUAUAUUCCCAUCACCAUGUCCGAAGACGCUGCGCCGCCUGCAGCACCGUCAACACAAGCAGCACCUGCCUCGAUACCCCGCUAUUUUCGAAAUGAUGCGCCUCUGGCACGACGAGAUCCUCACAAGCAACUAUUAGCGUCAUUGGACCGACUGAUCACGGACUAUCCUCCACAUCAUGUUCCUCCAGGUGGUGGCCUAUAUUAUGGACCGAUAUCAGUAGCCUACCUCUUUUAUGCCUUGCACAACAUAUAUCCUGACCUUACACUGGAUGAAUAUCCCUUGAACACAUGGUCUGCGGCUUACAUUGAACAAGCACAAGCCCAUAUCAAGGAAUUCCCAGCGCCAUCUCCCAAGAAAUGCGGCAUUUCCAACGACAUCAUGUCCCUGCUUGCGCUGUACGCCGUGACUGCGCAAGACCCAGACACGGUGAAAGAGCUCUGCGAUCAUGCUGCCGUCAUGCUUGAGGACGAAACCUCCAACGAAUGGCUGUUUGGUCGUGCUGGCUAUCUGUAUCUCCUUCGCCUCGUACGCGGAGCUUUUGCCCAUAACAAGGACGUUAUCGAACUCAUUGAGGACACAGCCGAUGAGGUCAUCGAGAACAUUAUGCAAAGCCCGCGACCCUGGAAAUGGCAUGGGAAGGCAUACGUUGGUGCCGUGCAUGGCGCGAUCGGUAUCAUUACACAGAUCGUGCUUACUGACCCUUCAUGGGCGUCUAAGCUGGAAGCGGAAUUGGGUGCCUUACUCAGCUAUCAGUACGAGAGCGGCAACUUCCCAUCGUCUCUGCCGCCAGGCCGUGACAAGCUCGUACAAGUCUGUCAUGGAGCGCCUGGUGUAGUCACUUCUCUUCUCUCGAUUCGAAAAUAUUUCCCAGGCCUUCACGAACGUAUUGACAGAGUUAUCGCCAAGGCCAGGGAGUGCAUCUGGGAGAGAGGCCUCUUGACCAAGGAGCCCUGUAUCUGUCACGGAAUCACUGGAAAUGCUCUUGCUUUGGACGGCAAGCAAUUUGAGCACUUCCUGACUUAUACCACAGGCCACGAAAUUAAGUCAAUGGCAAAAGAUGGUAUGUUGGAGAAGUCGGACGAUCCAUCUGCACUAUGGUGUGGCGAGGCAGGUCGUGCCUGGGCGUGGGCGGUCGCAGACAAGGAUUUGGACAAGAGACUUCUUGGUUACAACGAUAUCUGAAGGCUUGGAAGACUAGCGCCAGUGAAUUGAAUGGCACUUUGAUGAUACACACGACGUCAUGAGCGAGACGACUGAAGAGCUAUUGUGGCGUUCCGCGCAGG
Alternaria alternata is the source of this 1348-nucleotide messenger RNA. RefSeq lists its product as hypothetical. The record is from RefSeq and is a predicted model, not a curated record. The coding region runs from base 81 to 1247 and encodes 388 amino acids. The transcript has a single exon. NCBI's taxonomy places the organism in Eukaryota, Fungi, Ascomycota, Dothideomycetes, Pleosporales, Pleosporaceae. Gene Ontology annotation, cellular component: plasma membrane. Gene Ontology annotation, biological process: carbohydrate metabolic process; peptide modification.